Pyrenophora tritici-repentis Pt-1C-BFP is the source of this 246-nucleotide messenger RNA. The record is from RefSeq and is a predicted model, not a curated record. NCBI's taxonomy places the organism in Eukaryota, Fungi, Ascomycota, Dothideomycetes, Pleosporales, Pleosporaceae.
AUGGUCGAACUCAUGGCCGCUGCGCCAAAUCAUAUGAGCGUCGCGAGAUCACGGGAGAUCCGCUGGAUCAAUGGUGAAGACAAUCCUGCAGACGCCUUCACCAAGGCAUCGCCAAACCGCGCUCUUGAACGCUUUAUUGACGGCAAUAAGCUGACAGUCCGAGUAGAGGGAUGGGUGCAGAGGCCGACAAGCUUUGAUGAGUUACUAGCUACCCAGAAAGAAAAGACUUCCAGUGUCGGAUCGUGA